Toxotes jaculatrix (banded archerfish) is the source of this 1280-nucleotide messenger RNA. RefSeq names its product melanocortin-2 receptor accessory protein 2A-like. Lineage: Eukaryota; Metazoa; Chordata; Actinopteri; Toxotidae. Bases 1 to 708 code for a protein of 235 amino acids. Gene Ontology annotation, cellular component: plasma membrane; endoplasmic reticulum. The transcript has 3 exons. Gene Ontology annotation, molecular function: type 4 melanocortin receptor binding; corticotropin hormone receptor binding; type 1 melanocortin receptor binding. The record is from RefSeq and is a predicted model, not a curated record. Gene Ontology annotation, biological process: regulation of adenylate cyclase-activating G protein-coupled receptor signaling pathway; protein localization to plasma membrane.
AUGUCCGACUUCCACAACCGGAGCCAAACCAGCGCACGUCGCAGUGACUACGUCUGGCAGUAUGAAUAUUAUGACGACGAGGAGCCCGUGUCUUUUGAGGGACUCAAAGCGCACAGAUACUCCAUCGUCAUCGGGUUCUGGGUAGGACUUGCUGUGUUUGUCAUUUUCAUGUUCUUUGUUCUCACGCUGCUCACAAAGACUGGAGCACCACAUCAAGAAAACCCAGACUCUGCUGAAAAGCGCCAUCGACCAGGGAGCUGUCUGGUAGACAUUGAUGGUCCCCAGGAUGAAAAUGACAAAGCCUUUUCUCGUCCAUUGCUGGCGGAGCCCCGCUCAUAUUUUCAUUUCUACAUCAACGAGGAGGAUCAGCGUCAGGGGAAACAAAAACCAGAAGACAAGAGAAUGGGAAAGCAUACCGGGGCUGGGGGCCAGCAGGGGACCUGCGGCCGGCCCAAAGGUAUCGGCCCCUCAGUGAUGGAUGAUAUGGAAGAGGACGCUGAGGAAGCUGGGGUACACCACCCGCUCAAGGGCCUAAUAGAGGAGAGUAAGGCAGACAGAGAGUGUGCCUUCCUGUCCCACUUCAACAUCCCUAAUUUUGUGAACUUGGACCACAGCUCAACACUGGGAGAGGAUGAUCUGCUUUACGAACCAUCCGUCAUACUGGAGCACCAGUCUCACACUCAGGAUGCUCACUGUGACAUCCAUUAAGGCUUUUACUACAAAGAGAUGACAGGCAUGGACACAAUGGUAUCAUUAUAUUAUUUGCUUUCUUUUCACAGGUUCCAUUUAUAACUUGACAGGAGGGAAACACACUCACCUGCUACACAUCUACCUGUUUUCCAAUAAAGCUUCUGCUUAUUGGCUUUUCAACAAGAAUACAUUCAGAUCAGCGACCAAGAGGGCACAAAGAAUGGCCCACAACUCCAUAUUAAGUGGACCUCGCAGUAAUAAAAUGACAUUUCAUCCAGAAGAUAAAAUUGCUUUGCAAAUGGUACCUGUUACUUUGAGUACACAGAUCCUCUGCACAGGAUGUGGCUGUACUGUACGCGGACACGAUGUCAGAUAAAGCGGACCAAAAGUCAACAGGGAGCGAUGCUUUGUAUAAUUCAUUGAGCUAUUAUUCCCUUUGGACAGUGGACAUUAUCUCUCCAACAAGACACAAAUGGCAGUCGGCGUGCCAACCAGAUUUAAUGCAUAGAAUUAAAAUAUUUUUGCUCUGAGAUGAAAAGCCCUCCGUUAGAAAAGGUGAAGUGUAUUUUAAGUGUGUAAUUAGUAGCACA